CCCCCCCGCCCCCUUUCCUCCGCCGGCUGUUCGUCACCGCGGUCCUCACGUGUAGGUGCCGGCCGGGGAGGAAGGUGGUGGGCCGCUGGGCUGAAAGAGUCCCCCGGGACGCCGAGCAUGAAGUGUCACUACGAAGUGCUGGGGGUGAAACGCGACGCGUCCGAUGAAGACCUCAAGCGAGCCUAUCGGAAGCUGGCCCUCCGCUGGCAUCCAGGUACGACAAUCACAGGGAAGCUCUUUUGAAAGGAGGCGUUGAUGGAGGCUACCAAGAUGACAGUCUGGAUUUGGUCCUGUAUUUCACCGUUACGUGUUAUUCUGGCUACGAGGAUGAUAAAAAGGCUGGCAGAGCAAUACAAGGAGCAGAGCUGGAUUACCAUGUCUGACCUGGAGCGCGAACUGCAGCAGAUGGAAGCUCAGUAUGAAAAGGAGUUUGGAGAUGGGUCUAGCGAAGAAGAAGAGGAAGAAAAAGAAGAGAGGAAAGAGAACCAAGAAGAGGACAAAUUAUGUGAAGAACAGGAUGCUGCCAAUCUUUUUGAUGAGCUCUACUGUCCCGCUUGUGAUAAAUCCUUCAAGACAGAGAAAGCGAUGAAGAACCAUGAGAAGUCCAAGAAGCACCGGGAGAUAGUGGCUUUGCUCCGGCAGCAGUUAGAAGAAGAGGAAGAAGCGUUUUCUGUCUCCACGGUGGAUGAGAACGGGUGGAACAGCGAAGAGGAACCAGAAGAACCAGUGCCCAGGCAAAAGCUGUCAAAGAAACAGCGAAGGAAGCAAAGGACAGCAGGUGUAAGUUUUUUGUUCUUUUUAAAGCCGAUUUCCCUUUGCAUGUUUUCCUGUUCUGAGCUGCCAAAUCAAUGGUAUUUGGGAAUUAUUUCUGCCUCCGUUUGA
Thamnophis sirtalis is the source of this 882-nucleotide messenger RNA. NCBI's taxonomy places the organism in Eukaryota, Metazoa, Chordata, Lepidosauria, Squamata, Natricidae. The record is from RefSeq and is a predicted model, not a curated record.